This is a messenger RNA of Diaporthe amygdali, 855 nucleotides long. RefSeq names its product cas1 appressorium specific protein. The transcript has 3 exons. The coding region runs from base 1 to 855 and encodes 284 amino acids. The record is from RefSeq and is a predicted model, not a curated record. NCBI's taxonomy places the organism in Eukaryota, Fungi, Ascomycota, Sordariomycetes, Diaporthales, Diaporthaceae.
AUGCUCUGCAAGGCUUUUAUCCUAUGUCUUGUGCCUCUCGUCGCCGCACACGGCAAGGUGGCCGUAAUGCAAGGUGAUGUUGCUGGCAACACGACGGGUCUGGCUAUCCAAGGUGCUGUUGUUCCAGGGCCCGGAAAGAACAAAGUUACCGAAGUCGACACUACUGUGUUUGGCAGGACCAAUAUCCAGACAAACGGUCUCGGCAGAACCGAGGGCGGUGGCAAGAACACUGUCGACAUGGUUGCCCAAGCACAGGAACUUUCCGGCGCUACCCUUCCCCAGGUCAACACCUCGAUCACUGGCGUCUUCCAUGUCGUGACCUCCGACGGCUGCGGUCCAGUCAAGGCCGUUGUAGACCCCACAGGGACGGGCCAGUUCGCCGACGGCACCGUAGUCGAGGCCACGUCUGACGUGCCUGGUACACGGGGCAACUGCCCGCGCAGCAUCACAAAGAAGUCCUACAUCCGUUCCCUCCUGGAGACCACGGGUGUCAUCCAGAAGCGGGCCACCAAUGUCAACCAGGACUUCAACGUGGCCUUUACUAUCCCCUCGGGCACGACCUGCCAGGGGACUGCCAACGGUGAGUCCGGUGUCUGUCUGUUGAAGAUUGCCAACAACAAUGCUGCGGGACCGUUUGGUGGUGUCAUUGCCUUCCAGAUGGCAAAUGGUGCUACGCCUGCUGCUGGUGCGGUGCCUGCUGCUGGGACACCGGUGCCUGGUGCCGGUACUGGUACCGGGACUGGCACCGGGACUGGCACCGGAGCAGGCUCAGGCACCCUGAAUGGCGGUGCAGGGACUGGUACGAAUGUUGGAGGUGGCACUGCCAGAAGACACGCGCGAGGCUUCGCCGCCUAA